Molecule: messenger RNA, 3231 nt
Organism: Morchella importuna
Lineage: Eukaryota; Fungi; Ascomycota; Pezizomycetes; Pezizales; Morchellaceae
Exons: 5
Coding region: 1-3231 (1076 amino acids)
Biological process (GO): trehalose catabolic process
Cellular component (GO): fungal-type cell wall
Molecular function (GO): alpha,alpha-trehalase activity; carbohydrate binding
Source: RefSeq, a predicted model, not a curated record
AUGCACGGCCUACGAGAUGAUGACGGUUACGGGAGUAUCAGCAGUGGCCCUGGAAAAGGAUAUAAUGCGCGCUCCUACCACACCUUCCCCGCCGUAGAUUACGAGCAAGAGAAACAUCAAUCCUCUCUGUCGUUAUCGUCACGAGAAAAGGGUACUUACGAAAAGAAGACUUGCUCCUUUUCAUCACUGCCUUCUUCAAAGAUGGCGCGCGCACUGUUAAUGUCAUUGCUACUCACACUCGCGCUGCUGCUGACGUACUCGUCGGCACUGCCGGUGAUGUCGAGUGAGUUGUUGAGUCUGCUACGGGGGCGGCAGUUAUCGACGCCGCCGCCGUCGGACUGGGACGAUAACACGGUGCCACAGAAUAUCACGGACUUUGACCCCGAGUCGUGGGUGUUGAGUACGAAUAGCUUUCUGCCAAACCAUUAUCAGAACCAGCCGUAUGUUGCAAACGGAUACCAUGGCAGCCGUGUCCCUGCUGAGGGCGUUGGCUUUUGGAUUUCCACCUCCUCGCCCGACUACAACCCGACCGAAGUACCCCCCAUCAACGGCUGGCCACUCGACAACCCGCGGCAGACGGUGGCCACCAUCUCCGGCUUCUGGGACUACCAGCACAACACCACACGCACAAACUUCCCCGAGCUGCUGAAAAACGGCGGUGAGAGCGUCAUCUCCGGCAUCCCCACGUGGACCACCUUCUACAUCACUACCCCCGAUGGCCAGCACACCUACGCCCCCGGCGUCGACCCGGAGUCCAUCACUGCGUUCUACCAGGGCCUUAGCAUCCGCAACGGCGUGUUGACCACCGCGGUUACCUGGGUCCCUGUAAAGGACGGCCCAGAGUAUCAGAUCACGUUCACGAUCCUGGCGCACCGCUCGCGUGUCAACGUUGGCAUGAUGAAGGUCGAGGUCACCUCAGACACCGACGGUGAGGUGUUCGUUACCGAUAUCCUGGAUGGUGCCGGCGCACAGCGCACCGAGCAUCUCGGGAAAGAAUUCGAGGCCAGGGACGACCUGAUCUGGACUGCGGUGCAGCCCCACGGCAUUGAGGACGUUGCGGCGUACGAGGUGUCGACGCUCGACUUUGGCGCGUGCGCGAGCGCGGUGGUGGAGGGCUCGCGCGUGGAUGCGUCGGAGCGUGCGUAUGUCUCAAAGAAUGUAUCUACGGUUACUCAGGAGUAUAGACUCCAGCUGGCGGCGGGGGAGACGGCGACGCUGUAUAAGUAUGUUGGUAUUGCGAGCAGUGAUGCGUUCAAGAACCCCGAGAAGGUUGCCAGGAAGGCGGCGUUGAAGGCCAAGAGGGACGGGUGGGAGCAGCUGCUAGAGGAGCACGAUGAGGCGUGGAACGAGCUGUGGGAAGAUGGUGAUGUGAUUGUCGAUGGUGAUGAGGUUCUCCAGAUCUCGGUGCGCGCGACCCUGUUCCAUCUCUUGAGCAACAUCAGAGGUGCCUCCGAGGGCCGCGGACUGGGCGAUAACAGUAUCUCUGUUGGUGGCUUGACCAGUGACUCUUAUGCCGGUUUGGUGUUUUGGGAUGCUGAUUUGUGGAUGCUCCCCGGACUGCUUGUUCUGCACCCCGACCAUGCCGCAGCAAUCAACGAGUACCGCUUCCGUCUCCUCCCGCAGGCCAUGGAGAACGCAAAGGAGUACGGUAUGCCCGGUGCGAUGUACCCGUGGACCUCGUCCCGCUUCGGAAACUGUACCGGGACAGGCCCGUGUGCGGACUACCAGUACCAUCUCAACACCGAUAUCGCCCUCGUUCACUGGCACCAGUUCUUGAGCACCGGCGACUACGACUGGCUGAAGGAGCAGGGAUGGCCCGUGAUCAAGGCCGUCACCGACAUGUGGGCUGCCUUUGUCCGGAAGAGCAAUGUGACCGGUGAAGACGGUCUUGCGGUCGGCAUGUACACUGUCCACAAUAUGACGGAUCCUGAUGAAUACGCAAACCACAUUGACAACGGUGCAUUCACAAACGCCGGUGUCAAGGUUCUUAUGGGAAUUGCAAAGGCCGCCGCUGAGCUUCUUGGAUACCCGGCACCUGAGAAAUGGACCGAUAUCGAGGAGAACAUCUUCAUCCCGUACAACACCGAGGCCUCGGUCAUCCCCGAGUACGGCGGCAUGAACGGGAGUGUGGAGAUCAAGCAGGCCGAUGUCGUGCUGAUCAACUAUCCGCUCGAAUUCCGUCUCAACGAGAGUCAGGCUCUGGGUGAUCUCGACUUUUACGCCCGCGCCCAAUCCCCCGACGGCCCCGCCAUGACCUGGGCCAUGUUCGCCAUCAAUGCGGCCGACCUCUCCCCCGCCGGCUGUGCCUCCUACACCUACUUCGUGUACGCCUCGCAGCCCUACAUGCGCGAGCCCUACUACCAGUUCAGCGAGCAGAUGAACGACAACAUCACCGAGAACGGCAACACCAACCCGGCCUUCACCUUCCUGACCGGCCACGGCGGCUUCCUGCAGAUUCCCACCCACGGCUUCACGGGCUACCGCCCGCGCCUCGACGCAUUCUACCUCGACCCCUCGCUGCCCCCGCAGCUAAAGGGACUAGAGAUAAAGGGCAUGAAGCACCAAGGCGCCGUCUUCAACGUCCGCAUUGAGCUCGAGAACACCACCAUCACCCGCGUGCCCCCGCGCAAGACCCUCGCUGCUCGCAACACGACUGCAUCUCUCGAUGCACCUGUAACAGUGCGUAUCGGCACGCGUAACGCCAUGGCCGGCGACUGGCAGGUCGCCCUCGGUGAGUCCCUCGUCAUACCGACCCGCCGCCCCGACCUCAACGGCACGGACCUGCCCGGUAACCUCGCCCAGUGCAAGCCUGCGUACUCCGACAGCACAUGGGUGGCGGGACAAUUCCCGCUGGCCGCCGUCGACGGGAGCAACCACACGACCUGGCAGCCGUCGACAAGUGCACCAAGCGCAGUGACAGUGGACCUGCUGGCCCCGACGAAGAUCAAGGGCGUGUCGUUCAACUGGGCGAGGUACCCGCCGGAGGCGUGGACCGUGCUAGUGGCGGACAGCGAGGACGGCGAGUGGACGGUGGUUGGGUCGAAUAGUACUGUGGAGGUUAGUGAUCCAUGGAGCAGGGAUGAGGCGCUGGUGGUGAGGAGGCAUGUUGGAAAUGUGACGGUGCAGAUGCUGGAGGAGGAGGUGGAGGCAAGAUGGGUGAAGUUGGUGAUUGAGGGAACCAAGGGAGCUACGGCGGUGGGAGCUACGGUAGCGCAGUUUGGGUUGCUGUAG